Molecule: messenger RNA, 642 nt
Organism: Puccinia graminis f. sp. tritici CRL 75-36-700-3
Lineage: Eukaryota; Fungi; Basidiomycota; Pucciniomycetes; Pucciniales; Pucciniaceae
Exons: 1
Coding region: 1-642 (213 amino acids)
Source: RefSeq, a predicted model, not a curated record
AUGACCCAAAUUGAAAACCUGCGAACGGCCACCCCCUGUAAGGUGACUGGUCAAGGGCUGUGUCUGGUCGGCCCAGCCUGCUCUGCACGAGAGUCAGAUGGUCGGACACCGCAAGCCGCACGUCGUUGCGCUGGUUGUCUGACGACUACUUCUCCACUGGGGGACAGGCUUCUGGGCUGUACACGUUACCUCCACGGUGGGAUGUUGGCUGAGGCACGACGGCUGCCGCCGUCGCGAGACGAACGUUCUCGACGGUCAAUGUGCGCGAUUUCCCAGACGGGCACAUAUCAACCGUCAUUGAGACCUUGUACGGGGCCCGUGUAUGGGGCGUCGAGCCUCGCUGGGAGGUUCCGUCUCGCGACGGGCCAAAUCUACCGUCACCCGAACUUAACACAAGUCUCCUUUCCCUGCGGAGUGGCCUCGCCCCUGUCGCAUUGCGCCGACCGCAGGGAGGGACUUGUCCUUGAAACCCGCGUCUUGGCGUGGAUCCUGAGAGGCGUAUUGGGCCAUUUUGGUGGUGACAGGAUUUGUGUGUGGGCUACACUGGCUCCCGCUGACCAAUUUGCGCCGCCAAUGGGUCAUUAUAGAGGUCUGCAUCUGCCCGCUUGGGCUACAUAUUUUUCAGUCUCUUUCAAUCAAUAA